Bombyx mori (domestic silkworm) is the source of this 1031-nucleotide messenger RNA. RefSeq lists its product as uncharacterized. Lineage: Eukaryota; Metazoa; Arthropoda; Insecta; Lepidoptera; Bombycidae. The coding region runs from base 168 to 776 and encodes 202 amino acids. The transcript is spliced from 2 exons. The record is from RefSeq and is a predicted model, not a curated record.
AAUUAAUUUCGUGACAUUAGUUUUACCAACAGUUUCACGUGUAAUUUAAUACUUUCGUAAUGCAUGCAUUCAUUUCAUGUAUGCAAAUUAGUUUCGUGCCCCGCGCGAUUUUUUGGUGAAAUUAGUGUCAUGAACUAAUUUCAUAGUGUAGACGCGACGUGAAACUAAUGUCGCGAAAGCGCUUGCGCUGUACGGACGUGUGUAUUGUUAGUUCGGACGCGCUUCAAGUGUUGAAAAUGGCAAACCAACGAUGGAGUACAGAAAAAAAUAUACAAUUCAUUAAUGAAUAUCAUCGACAAGAGUGUCUCUGGGACCCGAAACACCUACAAUAUAAAAAUAGGGAUGCCCGAGAUGCGGCCUACAAAAUAAUUAUGGAAGCCAUGGAGAUGCAAUGUGUCAAAGAAGUUGUUGGUAAAAUACGAUCACUUCGAAAUACUUACAACAAUGAGUUGUUAAAGGCAAAAAAAUCUAAUACUACGGGUAUGGCAACCAAUGAUCUGUAUAUUUCUAAAAUUCCUUGGCUGUGUCAUUUGGAUUUCUUGAAAAAUAUUGACAGUUACACGAGAGAAAAUACAGAAAAUAUGGCAGUAGACGCAUUAGAAAAAGUUUCAACGCAGCACUUUUUAAAUGAUGAAUUUGAUCUUUUUGGACAAACUAUAGCUGAACAGCUACGGCAACUUCCUUUAGAAAUUGCUCUGAAAACAGAGGAAAUGAUUUUAUCAACAGUCCGAAAGCAACGAAUCAAAUUAGCAAAACAACAGACAUCAACUCAAUAAGUUCGCCUUCCAACUUUAUCCUCGGAAUCCAAUACCUUUGCUUCUACCAGUGGUAAAAGUGGUGUAGUAACAGACAAUGAGUAUCCUUAUGAUGAGGACUACGAUGUACUCGCACGGGCUGUAGCAAGCAUUCAUGAUACAUCUAUGUCGAAGUCCAAAUAGAGUUAUGAUCAAUAUUAAUUUUUAAAUAUCCUAAGUUGUUGAUUGUUUGUAGCUACUUCCAAAUAAAAAAUAAAAAUUAUUUGCUUACCUCAA